AUGGGCGCUGCAUACCACAUUCUAGGAAGAACUGUUCUGCCACACCAGCUUGCUUUGGCCACCAUUGCUGCCGUUUCUUUGGUAGCGUUGCCUAACCCUUUCGCCUCAUCCGCUAAACAGGUUGACAUCAAAGCUAGCUCGAAGGAAGAGGAGCAAUUCAUUUCCGAAUACCUUGCUAAGCACUCUGUCGAGAAGAAACAUUAA
Lachancea sp. 'fantastica' is the source of this 204-nucleotide messenger RNA. The record is from the annotation of a GenBank genome assembly. NCBI's taxonomy places the organism in Eukaryota, Fungi, Ascomycota, Saccharomycetes, Saccharomycetales, Saccharomycetaceae.